AUGAAGUACAUCCUCGCCCUGAUCGUGGCCGCAAGUUCGGCCUAUGCAAGAGUCAGACCACCUAGGCCAGAUGCAUUUUCUGCCACUGUUUGGGAUACAUCCACCCCUGACAACUCAGCCUCGACGAUCCAGAAUCUACAGACGACUUUGACGGUUCCUGCGCUUCCUUCUCAGCAGGGCUUGUUCUUGUGGCCUGGCCUAUACGCGGAGGGAGACUGGCUUGUCCAGACGAUCCUCACCAACGACGGACAAUAUCUAAACGGCGGCUGCGACACCGGGGGCGCCAACGGCUGGUGCGUCCAAGCCUAUCAAUACAGCGGCUCCAAAGACAACGGCGUCGGACCCGCGACCCUCGUGAAAGAAGGCGACCAGCUCGAAAUCACCUACCAAUACAACCCAUACGUGGGCACUAUGCAACAAACCACCGUCCUCGGCCAGACCGGCCAGACCCUCCUGAACUACACCUUUGGCUGCGGCCCCGGGGUCUCUCUCGUCGACUCUAUCGAGUGCCACGCAGCGAUCGACAAUGUCCCGCAGCAUACCUACACCAACACGAGGAUUCAAUUGAGCUCGCCGAAUCUGAGCUUCAAUACGUCUUUGAAUGCUGACAACUCGAGCCCGAACAGUUUUGCGAGUACGGAUGAUGGGACGAAUUGGUUCAUUCCGGAGAUUACGCUUUAUGCCACGAGCUGUGAGUGCGAUUCGAAUGGGUUCUGUUAA
Molecule: messenger RNA, 720 nt
Organism: Zasmidium cellare ATCC 36951
Lineage: Eukaryota; Fungi; Ascomycota; Dothideomycetes; Mycosphaerellales; Mycosphaerellaceae
Exons: 4
Coding region: 1-720 (239 amino acids)
Source: RefSeq, a predicted model, not a curated record